CGGACUGAUGCAAUAUGAUUAAGGCGGCUUGAAGCUUACAACAAACUGUGUUACCAAAUGGGGAGAGUCGCUGACUUCAAAAAGUACAGUGUACACUCGGUUCAGCUCGUUAGCCAUGUGUUAUGAAAUACUCCUUCGCAAGGUAAAAGGUAACACCGUGAUCGUCGAAGUUGAUGCAUUCGACGUAUCAUGUAUGGGGAUGAUGAAAGUAGAAGAUACACCACAAAUCCAUGGAGCUAUAAAGGACGGAAAAGUAAUCUACCGGUGUAAGAAUACAAACACAAGCGUGCAAGAGUCAACAUGAGCCAGGUUCCCAAUCACGAUUUUUAGAAUGGUCAGAAUGGCUGCUAAACUGAGUGCCGAUUCUAUGACGAAGUGUGCUGAGCAUGGUCGAUGAUGCAUCUACAAGCAGCAUUAUGCAUUUGUACUUUGCUUCAAGUUAUGAGAGUACAUACUAUUUACUGUUGGCAGCAGCCCGCUGGGCACGCCUUUUAGCUCUUGGCCGCUUCGCGGACAAGUGUUCAUCGUUACUAUCAGAAGGGUCAGAGGACUGCUUAUUGUCCUUCUUUGCCUGCUUCUUGGCCUUGUGUUUUUUAACUGCGCGAAUAAAUAACAUGAUCAUGGUGGAAUGAAGAAGAGUAAGAGAAAGAGGAGUCCUGGUAGAUCGUCGAGCCCCUUUCCUUGUUACCUAAUAUACGAGUCAUUUGUCAGCCGCGGCACUCUUCAAAAAAAUCUUGUGAAACGCAUCUACAACAAGCAGGCGUGUAAGGUCAUUUCAUUACUUCAGAGUCUGGUCGACGACGAUCAUGG
Suillus bovinus is the source of this 810-nucleotide messenger RNA. RefSeq lists its product as uncharacterized. The transcript has a single exon. The coding region runs from base 387 to 632 and encodes 81 amino acids. Lineage: Eukaryota; Fungi; Basidiomycota; Agaricomycetes; Boletales; Suillaceae. The record is from RefSeq and is a predicted model, not a curated record.